AUGGGAAAAUCUAAUAGUAAACUUAGUGAGGAACAACUUAAGGAACUUCAGAAAUGUACAUAUUGUAGGUACAAAGGAUUUCUCAAGGAUUGUCCUACCGGCGAACUUGACAAAACAGAAUUUCAAAAAAUUUAUAAACAAUUUUUUCCGUUCGGUGAUCCUUCAAGGUUUGCAGAGUAUGUUUUCAAUGUGUUUGAUGAAAAUAAUAACGGAAAAAUUGAUUUCAAAGAAUUUAUAUGUGCGCUAUCUGUGACUUCGAGAGGAAAAUUGGAUGAAAAACUAUUAUGGGCAUUUCAAUUAUACGAUAUUAAUAAGGAUGGAUUCAUAACGCACGAAGAAAUGUUAAGAAUUGUUGACGCCAUUUAUAAAAUGGUUGGAAGUAUGGUGAAGUUACCAGCAGAUGAGGACACACCAGAGAAACGUGUUAAUAAAAUAUUUAAUUUGAUGGAUAAGAACAAUGAUGGUAAAUUAAGUAUGGAAGAAUUUAAAGAAGGUUCAAAACAAGAUCCCACUAUUGUUCAAGCGUUAAGUUUAUACGACG
Entrophospora candida is the source of this 541-nucleotide messenger RNA. NCBI's taxonomy places the organism in Eukaryota, Fungi, Glomeromycota, Glomeromycetes, Entrophosporales, Entrophosporaceae. The record is from the annotation of a GenBank genome assembly.